CAUGCGUUAAAAAAAAAAUGUUCAAAGCAUUAUCAUUGGUUCCCCACUACGCUGAAUUAUAAUCUGACUUUGGCUAUUUAAUUUGUGUCAUGACAUCUUUGUCUAUACCUCCCACUUUUCAUGAAUUUUCCCAGCAUUGCCAUUUCGUUGAUGUCACGAGUGUGUUUUGAAGGGUUUUAUGUUUCUACCACUUAUGUACAAGUUUAAUUUAUGUACGUUAUAUGCACGUGCUAUAGCUUUAUGAUAAUAAUAAUAACACUGUGCAAUUGUGUUAAAAUUUGCAGCGGUAUAUAGAAAACAACACAUAGAAAAGAGAAAAUUAGCUUAAAGCCAUAUAGCUAUAAGUAAAGAACCAGCUGUUCACAGUACACAGUAGAUAUGUAUAAAAGUAUGUGUAUAUGAAGAUUAUAUUACGAUAGCUCUUUUCUUUUUAAUUUUUUUUUUUUUUUUUAUUUUCGAAAUUUAGUAUAGUAGGGGGAAGUACAGAAGAGUGGGAAUGCCUGAAGUCAAACACACUUGGUUCCCCUCAUCCGUUGUCCUAUAGCUGUGUACAAUAACAUACCUGGCUAUACAAACUAAACAGCGUCCUUUAGAGAGAGGAAAAUAUCAAGCCAGUUCAAUCAUCAUAUUCAAAAACCCCGUUGAGAUUUUAACAAAUAAAUUACUUUUAUUAAAACAAAAAAUAUUUUUAAAAAAAUUUCUCGGAAAUAAUUUGAAUUUUUAUUAUCUUGUUACGUUGGUUUUAUGUUUUUUUAAUUUUUUUUUUCGGAAGUUGUUCUUUGGAAUUAUUAGUAUUUUUAUUAGAUGAUACAUGUGUUUAUAUAUAUAUAUUUAAUUAUUAAAUUUACAUAUGAAAACAACGCGCGAAACUUCAUCUGUCAGACGGCCAUGUUGGAUAACUGACAGGGUCGCAAUAUAUAACUCAACAAUUGCAAAAUAAAAAAUUGGUACGGAAUAAAAUAAGUUUAAAAAAAAAAACAAAAUUAUAACAACGAUAAUUUGUUGUUUAUUAAAAAGUUAAUAUUAUUUUUUUUUAUAUUGUUUAAAUAAACAGUAAAAAAAUAGGCUAAUAAAUGGGAAUAUUUUUUUUUUUAAAUGUGACAGUGAUUUUAAAUUGAUUCUAUUUAUUUGGUGAUGGAUUGUUUAUUUUUAUUAUUUUUUUUUUUUUUUUGACAGUGCAAACAUGUGAUUGGUUUUAUCAGAUAUAUCAAUAUUAAUUUAACUUUUUUUUUUCUAAUGUUAUUUACUUUGGAGUAAAUUAAUAUGCUGUUGAAUUUUUUUGAUAAUUUAUUUUUUUUCAAUUAAAUAAACAGUUUAUUAAUUCAAUUUUUUUGGGUGCCAAUUAAAAAAUAGAGAGAUUGAGUGAGAGAUUGAUAUAUUAAAAUAUAUAAUUAACAAAAAAAAAAAAAUUGGCUUUCAAAAAAUAAUAAUAAUUUAAAAUAAAUAAAAGAAAAAAAAUUUUGAAAAAUAAAAAUUAACAAUAUGAAAAUUGGAAAUGAACAGUCCAUUGGAACACGAUUUCGAGGGUUUUAAAUUUCCAGAAAAUAUCAAUGAAGAAGCUCAAAAAACUACACUAAAAAUUCUUGAAAAUCAAUUGGAUAUUGUUAAAUCAUUGGAAAACGUACCAGAAGAAUUACCACAGUGUGAAAUUUGUAGUCAAAAAUUUUUAUCUAAAAAAGAAUUACGUUCACAUAUUACAAUUCAUCUUGGUCAACCACGUAUUAUAUUAAAAAGGUGUAAUUCACAACAAGAAAAACGUAAAAAAGAUAAAGAUAAAAAACAUAGUAAAAAAUUAAUAAAAAAAGGUGGGCUAAAAUUAACAUUAAAAAAACAAAAUCACAGUAAUUUUGCUGUUAUUAAUUGUGAUUACGAAUUAAGUGGUGAUAAUUUAAUUGUAAGUAAAAAAGAAAUAAAUCAAGAAGAAGAAGAAGUUGAAAAAAUUGAAAAACAAGAAGACAAAGUAAAUUUAAUUCAACAACCAGAAGAAGAAUUAAAAGAAGAAUUAGAAGAAGAAAAAAAAACAGUAAACGAUUAUAAUCAACAACAAAUAGAUACAAUUGUUGAUAAAAUUUUAACAGUGGCAGAAGAAAAUAAAAUAAUCAAUGAAAAUAAUGACAAUAACAAUGAAAUUGAAAAAACAAAUGAAGAAAAUGAAAAUGUGAUGGUUAAUAUAAGUGAAUCCUCGGAAAAAAAAAUUGAUAAUAUUAUAUACGAGGAUGAUGAUAACAAUACAAUUGAUGAAAUUGAUAAAACAAAUUUCGAUACAAAUGAAGGUGAUUCAGGUGUAGGUAGCGAUAUGGCAAAUCAUUCUGAAAAAGAUGAACAAAAUGUUGAUGAUACACAAAAUUCAGAUACAUAUGAUAAUCAUGAUGACGACAAAAGUCAUGAUGAUAUAAUUGAUAAUCCAGAAGAAAAAGAAAAAGAAGUAGAAGUUGAAGAAGAAGUAGAAGAAGGAGAAGAAGAAGAAGAAACAGAUAAUCUUGAGGCAACAUGUCGUGAAACAAUUGAAAAUUUAAAAAAAUUAGGACAACAAAGAAGUUCAAGAAUAACAAUAUUAAAUGAUACAAUAUUAACAUCACGUGAUGAUAAAAAUGAUAAUGAAAAUAAUACAAUAACACAAAAUAAAACAUCAUCAGUUGAUUCAUUAAUAAAUUCUACUGAAUUAUCAAUUUUACCAUUAACAAAAAGCCAAAAAAAUAAUAUAAAUUCAACAGAUAAUAAUCAUCCAAAUGAUAAAAAUAAAAAUAAAGAAGUAAAUCAACGUGAUUCUUCAUUUAAUUGGGAUCGUUUAACUGAAGAAUUAACAAAUAAAAAUACAUUAAUUAAUCAAAAAAAUAUAGAUAAUAAUGAUAAAUUAAAUGACACAAUUGUCGAUAGUAAUCAUGAAGAUACUAGUAAUUUAUUAAAAAAUUUUUUACUUGAUCAAGAAAAGAAAAAUCAAAAUGAUAGUGAUAAUAAUUGUUUACCAGUUGAAACAGAAUAUGUAUCAUUAGAAAAACUUGCUGAAACAGUUAAUACAUGUCGUGUUUGUAAUGAAAAAUUUAUUGACAUAACAGAACUAGAUGAGCAUAAAUCAAAAUCAGGACAUUAUCAAUGUAAUAUACCAAAUUGUUCAAAUAAAAUAUUUUCAUCAUUAAUUGAAUUGAAUAUGCAUAAAAAUCACCAGCAUAGUUCACCAUUAUCACAACAAUUAUCAAGUUCAUCACCACAUAUUAGUGAAGGUUCACCAAAUAUAAUACCAUCAAAUUCACCACAUUUACAUCAUAAUAAUAAUAGUAAUUCAUCAUCACGUGAUAUGAUAAGUGAUACAAUAAAUUCACAAAUACCACGUGUAUCACCACGUAAUCAUCAACAACAAUUAUCACCAUCAUCACAUAGUAUAAUACCACCGGUUAUGCUUGAACAAUUACCAGCACCAGUACAACAAUUAGCACAACAAGUACAAAGAAUGCCAUUACCACCAUUACCACAACAUCAAAUGCAUCCAUCAUUACCACCAGGUAUGAAUACAUUAAUACCAGGUAAUUAUUUUGUAUCUGGACAUCGUGGACCACCACCAUCAAUGAUUCACCGUGGUCCAAGUCAACAAUUACCAAUGAAUUAUCCAUCACAAUAUUCACAUUUGUAUGGACAAUAUCCACCAGGUUAUCCACCAUAUCCUGGACCACCACCAAUGCAUCCACAAUUACAACAACAACAGCAACAGCAGCAACAACAACAACAAAUGCCAAGACUACGUUAUCAACAACAAAUGAUGCAACGAAUGCCACAUCAACAACAACAACAAAGAAUACCUCAACAACAGCAGCAGCAACAACAACAGCAACAACAGCAGCAACAACAACAACAACAACAACAGCAACAGCAACAACAACAAGCUCAAACAAGACAGAGACAUUUAAAAAGACAAUAUCAACAAGGACAACAACAACAACAAAAUAAACAAAGACGAAUGGAUGUUUUACUUCCUGAUAGAAAUGAAGAUGCAGAUUGUCAUGUUAUUGUUCAACAAAAAAGAAAUGAUGGUUUACCAGUUAUUCAAAAUGUUUCUGGAGCAUCACCUAAUCAACAAUCAACUGCAUCAACUUCAUCAAGAAAUGAUUCGACAAUUCAUUUGACUGAUUCAAUUACAUUGAGUGUCAGACAACCUGGUUCAUCACAAGCUCAAUCACAAAAUUCAACAACACCUGGAGCUAAAAAAACUGAUGCAAAAGCUGUUGCAAAUGUACUUGCUGCUCGAGGAAUAACAGUAACACCAGCAGCAAAUAAUAAAAAUAAAACAAAUGAACAACAAAAACAACCAAAUUUAACAAAUGUUGCAACAACAUUAAAUUUAAAUUCUGCAAUUUCAAUAAUACCAACAAGUAAACAAAAACAACAGCAAUCACAACAACAAAAUGAACAAUUUGCUGUACCUCAAAAUAAACAAAGUAAGGGACCAGCAGCAGCGUCAUCAGAUGUUGAAAGACCUCCAAGACCACCAACAGUAGAUCUUACACAAGAUGCACCUGCUGCUCCAAAUUCAACAUCAGUCAGGCGAGGUAGACCCUCAAGGACAACAUUAACGUGUCAAAUUUGUGAUAAGGCAUUUUCUAAUCAAGAGCUUUUAAUACAACACAUGGCUACACAUCGUGCACCUAGUAAACUACUUCAUAAAUGUAAUUUGUGUACAGCUCAAUAUCCAACAGCACAUGCAUUGUCAAUGCAUAAACGUACCUAUCAUAAAGAACCACAAGAUCAAAAUUCAAAUAAUAAUUCUGGUGAAUUAGCAAUACCAAUUGUUGAUUUGAAAUCACAACAAGUAUUGAAUAGAUUAUCAAAUUUAGGUAUACAAAGUUAUAUACCAUUAUCACAUUUAAAUUCACAAACUGGUGGUUAUUUUGGUUUGCCAAUAAUAACAAUUGAUGGUACUAGAAAUAUAAGUAAUCUUGGUGCAUUAGGUGCAUCAUCUUUAUUAAGUUUAGGCCCAUUAAAACAUCUACCAAAUGGAUAAAUUAUAUUCAAAUAAAAUAUCUAGUUUUUAAU
Messenger RNA from Aphidius gifuensis, 5025 nucleotides. RefSeq lists its product as uncharacterized. The transcript is spliced from 5 exons. The record is from RefSeq and is a predicted model, not a curated record. NCBI's taxonomy places the organism in Eukaryota, Metazoa, Arthropoda, Insecta, Hymenoptera, Braconidae. Bases 1496 to 4993 code for a protein of 1165 amino acids.